Messenger RNA from Paramuricea clavata, 402 nucleotides. Lineage: Eukaryota; Metazoa; Cnidaria; Anthozoa; Malacalcyonacea; Plexauridae. The record is from the annotation of a GenBank genome assembly.
AUGCCAUAUAGUGACGACGAGGAACACUCACCGAGUGAAUUUUAUUAUCCUGAUGAAAUCUCGGAUGAAACAAAUGACCCAAAUGGUAGGCUUGAAGGCAAAAACGCGGAACAAAACAACAACAACAGCCAAGAAAAAAUUUUAAAAUUUAUACACAACCGGAAAGCGAAAAGCACAAUAACGAAAACGAAAAGUGACAUGAAGGUUUUCCACCGUUACCUGGAGACAGUAAACAAAGGUGAAAAACAAAUUGAGUACUUACCGAAAGCAGAACUUCACCACUUACUCUGCAAAUUUUUUAUCAAUGUCUGUAAAGCAAAUGCCAAAAUAGCGACGAAUACGAACCGACUUAACUGUCAAGUUUCCAGAGAAGUUUACAACGCUUGGACUUCAGACUUCUAA